Eimeria acervulina is the source of this 1971-nucleotide messenger RNA. RefSeq names its product cation channel family domain-containing protein, putative. The record is from RefSeq and is a predicted model, not a curated record. Gene Ontology annotation, biological process: regulation of DNA-templated transcription; chromatin remodeling. The transcript is spliced from 5 exons. The coding region runs from base 1 to 1971 and encodes 656 amino acids. NCBI's taxonomy places the organism in Eukaryota, Apicomplexa, Conoidasida, Eucoccidiorida, Eimeriidae. Gene Ontology annotation, cellular component: chromatin; nucleus.
AUGUGGUUUAGCAGCUUCUUUGGGGGCGGUGUCUCUCACCGCGCUCUUUGCUGCGGUGCUGCUGCUUGCUGGGUGCAUGCAGCAGCAGCAGCAGCAGCAGCAAGAGAGCCGCUGCUGCCCCCCACAUCAUUCAGCAGCACACUGCAGCAGCGGCUGUAUAGAAAAUCUUUCGCAAUUAAGCGACGUGCUGCUGCAGCACUGUUUCUUUAUUUGCUGCUGCCUUUCUUCGCUCCUGAACCCCCCAAACUCUCACACGACCAAACUACCCAGCAGCAGCAGCAGCAGCAGCAGCAGCAGCAGGGGCAGCAGCAGCAGCAGCAGCAGCAUCAGGCUGCGGGGUUGGCUUUAGGGCCUGACGGCGGCUGUAGUGAUAUCUCCGGGUGUACAGACAGCUGGUGCUGCAGCGAGCAGCAAAUUGCCCCCACAAAGGAAUGGCUGCCGCUGCAUCUGCAGCAGCAGCAGCAGCAGCAGCAGCAGCAGUAUGAGGACUCUGGGCAUCUGCUGCUGCAGCAGCCCCGCAGCAUCAACCGCACACGCAGACUGAAGCAAAUAACAGCCGCUCCAGAGGCAGAGGGAUGUGGUUUGCAAGUGCUGCAGAGCAGCAGCAACAGCAGCAGCAACAGCAGCAGCAGCAGCAUGAACGACAACAGCAGCAGCAGCUGCAACAGUAGGAACAGCAGCAACAGCAGCAACGACACGAAGAGCCGCACCAACGGGCGUUACAGGCGGACGAAACACAGCCGGAGCAACAGCAACAGCAGCAGCAGCAGCAGCAGCAGCAGCAGCAGCAGCAGCUUCAUGCAUCGCUUCUGGUUGUUUAUGCAGCGAGUGCGGGGUUUAGUAUUAGGUUUGUUUGUGCUGGUGUUUCUGUUUGACUGGCUGGGGGUCAUUUUGUUUGCGGGGACUGUCGGACACGAUCAAUUUAGCAGCUUUGAAAGAGGAUGCGUCUCUUUGCUUCUCGUCGUCACAACUGUUCGCCUGCCCCAGCAACAGCAGCAGCAGCAGCAAGUGCAGCAGCAAGUGCAGCAGCAAGUGCAGCAGGUAUUUGUGUUUGUGUUCAGGCAGCAAGAGCAAAAGGAUAAAGCGGAGUUGAGCGCGAUUCGUAUUGGGUAUCUGCUGAAUGCAUUUGGUUGCUUGCAAGAAGCAGCAGGAGGGCGUUUGCUGCUGCAGCAGCCGCAUGCAUUUGUGCUGUUUUAUGAAGCGUGUGGGGUCCUUCCGUCUGUCUCCUUUAAGCCUCUGACAGAAGAAGAGAUGCAUCUAUUCGUUCAGCAGCAGCAGCAGCAGCAGCAACAGCAACAGCAGCAGCAACUGCUGCUGCAGCAGCAAGUCGCAGCCUUCGCUCCUGAACGAAGGUGUCUCGGUACUGCUGCACUCGUCAGCCCCACAGCAGCAGAAGAUAUUGAGUGGAUCCCAGCCUGGGGAUCGGGAUCGGGAUCGGGAUCGGGAUCGGGAUCGGUUUUGAGUCGUUUCCGGGAGUGGGGUGGGGAGUGUGAGAGCAGCAACGAGGCUUCGCGUUUGCUGCUGCAGGGCGCUGCACCCCUCACCUCAUCUGCUGCUGCUGCUGCUGCUGCAGCAGCAGCAGCAGCAGAAGAAGAAGAAGAAUUCUUAGAAACCGUCUCCUUGCUGCAGGCUUGGGGGAUUUCAAGGAGACAGCAGCAAGCUGCUGCUGCUGCACGCUCGCGCAUGCAGAUUAAAACAGAAGCUAUUCAGGUGCUGCAGUGUCUUGGCCUUGCUGCUGCUGCUGCUGCUGCUGAACAAGAAGAAGAGCAAGCAGCAGCAGCAGCAACAACGGGAGCAGCAGGAGGCCGAGCAGAAGCCCUAGAAGCAGAAACAGGAGAAGCAGCAGCAGCGACAGCUGCAACAGCAGCAGCAGCAGCAGCAGCAGCAGGGAAACAAGAGAUCUCCGCUGCAGCAUUCGCGAGGCUUCCGGCUAUUCUUGCUGCCCGUGGUGAGGGUCAAAGAACAGCUUAG